CAUCUCAAUGAGCCCAUUAGCGCCGCAAUCUCGCAGCGGCGGCCAGCGCAGCGGCGGGGCGGCAACGAGAGGCUCUGCGCGCCCCAGUCCUGCGUCCUUGGCGGGCGCCCCGCGCUGAGAGCACAUCUUCGGCCGCACCCAAGCUUCGCCUGCCUUUUUUUUUCCCCCAGCUCUUCAUGCUGCCCAACUAAGAGGAAAAAAUGGGCACGGGGGAUUUUAUCUGCAUUUCCAUGACUGGAGGGGCGCCCUGGGGGUUCCGACUGCAAGGUGGCAAGGAGCACAAGCAGCCCUUACAAGUGGCAAAGAUUCGAAGCCAGAGCAAAGCCUCUGGGUCUGGGCUGUGUGAAGGGGAUGAAGUGGUUUCUAUCAAUGGCAACCCUUGCGCAGAUCUCACCUAUCCUGAAGUCAUCAAACUCAUGGAAAGUAUAACAGACUCUCUCCAAAUGCUCAUCAAAAGACCAUCCAGUGGGAUGAGUGAGGCUUUGAGCUCUGAAACCGAAAACAAAAGCCAUGAGCAUCUCACACAAGAGGAGUAUGUGGAAAGCACCACUCUCCAGAUUCGCCCAGCCACAAACACCCAGCACAGAGAGCUCUUCGUGGUACCAGCCAAGGUGGCAGUUAACCCAGCUGAGGACCAAAGAAGUGGUCCCGGUUGUUCAGGGAACUCUGAAGAAGAAACAGGCCUCAGCUACCGCGGGGCCCCCCGAGUGCUUGACUCCCAAGGGGGAGACUUGGCAGAAGAAAUUAUCCUCCGGGAAGGAGCAGGCGCUGGGCAGCCAAGCCCUGUGGUGGAGCUACAACUGUCCCUUUCACAGCAGAGAUCCGAGGGCCCCGUGCUGGCUCUCUUGGGAGCUGAAAAAUCUAAGUCUCCUGACCCACACCCUACUUCACAGCACGACAAGAUUAUCCACAUAAAUUCAGUCGCUACUUAUGAGAAGCCAGACCCUUCUCUGAGGUCCAGCAAGAUAAUCCAGAUCUCCAGUGGCAGCGAGCUGCGAGUGACCCAGGGAAGUGGAGCAGGAGACGCGGGGCUGCCCCGAGUGGAAGUGAUCCUCGACUGCUCUGACAGGCAGAAGACGGAAGGGUGCAGGCUUCAGCCAGGGAAGGGGUGUGUGGAUUCCCCAGUGGAAGGAGGGCAGUCAGAAGCACCUCCUUCUCUGGUAUCCUUUGCCGUCUCAUCAGAAGGCACAGAGCAGGGAGACGCUGCGCGCUCGGAAAAGGAUCACAGCCGACCUCACAAGCACAGAGCGAGGCACGCGCGGCUCAGGAGGAGUGAAAGCCUGUCAGAAAAGCAGGUGAAAGAAGCCAAAUCUAAAUGCAAAAGCAUUGCCCUUCUUCUAACAGAUGCCCCCAACCCCAACUCCAAGGGGGUGUUGAUGUUUAAGAAGCGCCGGCGGAGGGCCAGGAAAUACACACUAGUCAGCUACGGUACUGGCGAGCUUGAGCGAGAGGCAGACGAGGAGGAGGAAGAAGGGGACAGGGAGGAGACUUGUGAAGUUGCAUUUCUGGGCACUAGCGAGUCGGAGGUGGAUGAAGAGUUACUCUCUGACGUUGACGACAACACACAAGUUGUGAACUUUGACUGGGAUUCUGGACUGGUGGACUUUGAAAAGAAACUGAACAGAGACGACAAGAUGGAGAUGUUGCCAGACACGACGGGAAAGGGAGCCCUCAUGUUUGCCAAGAGGAGGGAGAGAAUGGAUCAGAUCACAGCCCAGAAAGAAGAGGAGAGGGUGAGCGGAAUGCCAGGCAGAGAACCAGAUGCUGCCCAGACGGAUGGCCUGAGAACCACGACUUCUUACCAAAGAAAGGAAGAGGAAUCCGUGAGGGUGCAGAGCUCUGUGAGCAGGAGCUACAUCCAGAUGGGCCCUGGUCCCGGCCAUGUGCCGCAGCAGAAUGGCUUCAGUGGGGUGUCUGAGACGGCAGAGGCGCAGAGGAUGAACCCGAUGAACAGAACAGCCAAGCCCUUCCCAGGGUCUGUGAACCAGCCAGCAACCCCCUUCUCUCCAACCCGCAACAUGACAAGUCCCAUCUCCGACUUUCCUGCGCCACCACCCUAUUCUGCGGUCACUCCUCCACCUGAAGCCUUCUCCAGAGGGGUGUCAAGUCCGACUGCUGGCCCCGCACAGCCCCCGCCAUGGCCGCAGCCUGCUCCGUGGUCCCAUACAGCCUUUUACGAUUCAUCUGAGCGAAUAGCUUCCCGGGAUGAGAGGAUCGCAGUGCCAGCGAAAAGAACAGGAAUAUUGCAGGAAGCCAAGAGGAGAAGCACAACAAAACCCAUGUUUACUUUUAAGGAGCCCAAAGUCAGCCCGAAUCCUGAACUCCUGUCCCUUCUUCAAAAUUCAGAAGGCAAACGGGGCACUGGAGGCGAUUCCGGACCUGAAGAAGACUAUCUCAGCCUAGGGGCAGAAGCUUGCAACUUCAUGCAAAGCUCCUCUGCUAAGCAAAAGACCCCACCUCCUGUUGCUCCAAAACCUGCAGUCAAGUCCUCCUCCUCCCAGCCUGUCACUCCUGUUUCUCCUGUCUGGUCUCCAGGGGUGACUCCAGCCCAACCUCCUGCCUUCCCUAUGUCAAGUGCAUCGCAGGGCCCGAUGGUUUCCUCCAUCAAAAUAGCUCAGCCUGCUUAUCCUGCCCGGCCUGCGAGUGCACUGAACCUAUCUGGUCCCUUCAAAGGACCACAAGCAGCAGUAGCCAGUCAGCAUUAUACACCGAAGCCAGCAGCUCCCACACCAACAGUGAAUGCCCAUGCAGGUGCAGUGGGACCAUCCAAUGAGCUUCCUGGAAUGAGUGGGAAAGGAGCCCAGCUCUUCGCCAAAAGGCAGUCAAGAAUGGAGAAGUAUGUGGUUGAUUCAGACACAGUGCAAGCCCAUGCUGCCCGAGCUCAGUCUCCCACUCCAUCUCUUCCAGCCAGUUGGAAGUACUCCUCCAAUGUCCGAGCCCCUCCUCCUGUGGCCUACAAUCCUAUCCACUCCCCCUCCUACCCACCGGCUGCUGUCAAGUCUCAGCCAUCAGCCCCACAAGCCUCUAAAGUGAGCAAGAAAAAGGGCAAGAAACCCCUCAAUGCUCUGGAUGUCAUGAAGCACCAACCAUAUCAGCUCAAUGCAUCCUUGUUUACUUUCCAACCUCCCGAUGCAAAGGAUGGCCUCCCCCAGAAGGCAUCAGCCAAGGUCAACUCCAACCCGGCCAUAAAGCAAGCUCUUCCUCCCCGACCAGUGAAUGUUGGCUCACCCACAAAUGUGCAGGCUUCCUCAGUGUACUCAGUGCCAGCCUAUACCUCUCAGCCUCCCUACUUUGCAGAGGCCAGCUCACCAGUCAGCGCAUCCCCCGUGCCCGUGGGCGUCCCCACUUCUCCAAAGCAAGGAUCAGCCUCCUCAUCUUAUUUUGUGGCGCCGAGGCCGAAGUUCUCAGCCAAGAAAAGUGGUGUCACAGUCCAGGAGAUUGGGCGCUCCCUUUCUGUUCCCGGAAGAUUUAUGCCACCCACCAUUUCUACAACAUCUCCCUGGGGAUACCAACCUGCUUAUAACUACUCUAGCAAGUCAGCUGAUGGGAUGGACAAACCAAGCAAGAGACCAACCCCUUGGGAAGCGGCUGCAAAGUCUCCCCUUGGUCUAGUGGAUGAUGCCUUCGGACCUAGAAACAUCCAGGAAUCCAUUGUGGCAAAUGUGGUCUCAGCAGCUCGGAGGAAGGUGCUUCCAGGGCCUCCACAAGAUUGGAAUGAGAGAUUCCCCUAUGUUCCUCAAACCCAGAAGGCCAACACCAGCUCAUUUAGAAAGCAAGAAUAUAAUGUCACAUCCCUAGCCAAUAAUAAUAAUAAGUCCAGCAGUUCUCAAUAUGGUUCCCAGUUGCCAUAUGCAUGUUAUAGGCCAGUCUCCAGAAAUGAUUCUGAAAUAAUGUCCUUGGAAACCAGGUCUGAUUACUGUCUUCCAGUAGCUGAUUACAACUAUAACCCACACCCAAGGGGCUGGAGACGCCAAACAUGAAAGUUACAAGAACUGAUCAUGUGCCAACUAUGAUUUUUCUUAAUGCUCCUUUGUAGAGUUUUUGACUUUUCUGGUAGAUUUUGAUUCACUUCUGGCCUCUUCUUGUUCUUAUAGGUUAUUGAUCUGCAUUUGUGUGUUUAUGUGUGUAUAGGGGUUUGUGAGCAUGAAUCACUUCCUUAUCUGGUGAUGCACUGAGAAUUUCUCUGAAAAAAAUUUAUUUUUUGCAUUGAUGUGCUGGCACUUAAAAGUAACUCAUAAUCUUAAUUACAUUUAUAUGAGUGGUCUGAUCAACUAAACUCUACUGAAUUUAGAUGAAAUUAAGUGUUUUCUUGAAUGUGCUUUAGUCCAGAAAGGAAUGAAUGGAAUAUGGUGUGCUCAUUAUCAUCAGCUGUAAUAACAAUGAAUAUAAUUCUGGAGAAAUUUUCAUUGGGAACCUGCUAAUGAGUAAUGAUUAUGAAAAAGUGACUUCUUUAGUGUUAUUUCAAGCAUUUGUCUGAGACACUUUAUGUCUAGUAAAAUUAAGAUUUUCUUUUUGAAAUAUAGGAGUUCUCAGAAAAAAUCAAUGUAAUCAAUGUAAAUGAAUAUGAUUAUUAGGCACUUCAGAAGGGUUUGGGGGGUAAAUGAUGUAAUGUGUGGAGAAUUGAAAGGUUUAUGUAUAGGAUUUAUUUUUAAUCUAAUUUAGAGCCAGCAGCCUGAGACAGGAGUAGCUAUGAGUUUGGAUAUCCCAAUUUAUCAAAUGAGAAAAUUGGAUUAUCUGAUAUCUUAGUUCCUUAUCAACUUGGAUAUUCUGGGAUGCUCUCGUUAGUAAAAUGACCUUUGAUGCAUUGUCCAUAUUUUGUUGUUCAUUUUACAAAUGUCAGAUUAAGUUUAGGAAUGAAUUAGGUAACUAGUGUCACUGCCUGUGUCAUCAAAGGUCCCAAAAGGAAUUGCUGGGCAGCAGGUUUUAUGUUACGUGUUACAUGGAGGGAGGACUGAUGUGAAAAAAAUCUAUUAAUGAGUUUAAGGAAAUGAUAGAUGAAUAUGCCUGUUAUUAUGAAAGUAUAGGUCAUGACCACUUAUUUGAUUAGAAGAAACAUGCCACGGAAGCCUAUGUAACUAGUGGUGCUAGUGGGAUGUUCAAAGGAAGUUAGACAGCUGUGUCAUCAAUCCCCUAACCCAUGACUCUGUAGCUUGAUAAUAAACAAUCAGAUCCAACACCACUUCUUACUACUACACCCACAAAGCACUAAAUAUAAGGACAUUCAAAAUUUUACACAGUAAGCAAGUAUCUAGAAUAUUUUUAAAUAAAAUCUUGAGUAUUCAAAACUUGCUCAAGUUUUUAAAUACGAUAAUUUUGCUUUGUUUGCUUUUGUAACUCGAAUUUAUCAUUAUGAUGUUCUCUUUCAUUGAAUAAAAUUUAAAAGAUUCCAGGGUGCAAGUAAUCCCUUACCUUCAAGGCUAGAAAAAAUAAUUUUUUUUAAAGGUAACCUUAGUGGUAGAACCAGCCAAAUAGUACUUUGUUCAGUUAUGGAAGAAAAAAAACAUAAAUAUUUUCUAUAUUGUUAAAUCAUCUUAAAUUGAUAUAGUGUUAAUUCCCUCAAGGUGUAAAAUAUUGUUAGUGACUCCACAAAUUUCCAUGAAAUCUUAAAAGAUAAUAUCUGGUAUAUGGAUCAGUCUGUCAGCAUAUUCUCAGAAAUCCUUCACCUAAAAUCCUUACUUGGUUCAAAGUUUAUUAUAGUGGUUGAAUCAUUCUAGGUUUGAAAGUUUUAACAAAUGGAGGAUUUAGUGGAAAAGAUUUUGCUUGUUAGGACCAUAUUCCAUUUUAUUGCUUUCUCUUACAAGUGUUAGUGUUAUUUCCAUCAGUUGAUACACAUUAUACUUGUCGUGUUCACUAGAACUUUCACUAGACUCAAAAUAGAGAGAAGUAGAUGUUUUAAACUUAAAUAUUAUUAUAAAACACUCUUCUUCCUUUGCAUUAGAUCAAAAUUAUUUGCAUUAUCUGAAUCUAUUCUAUACAUCACAGAAAAGAUAAUACAUGGUAGGAAAGCUGCUCAUUUUUCACUCACAAGGAAAUGAACUUCCCCUAUUUUAUUAAAAAUGAAUGCUUCAAGAAACUCUACUUUGCAGAUGAAAAUUCUGAAAAAGCAAAAAUACCAGUGUCAAACUCAGAUUAUUUUUCUCUAGCCUACCUGCAAAUGGACAAAGUUAGAUUGCUUCCACUUAAGCUAAUGGUUGAGACAGGACACCUACCACACUGAGAUCUAAUUCCUAUACAUAUAGAAGAUCUAGAUGACUCAGCACAAAAAAAGUAAAAUAAGCUGGUCUGUCUUCUCAGUAAUACCAGGAAGAGUUGUUGCUUUGUAAAUAGAGGACAUGUUUUUCACAAGACGUUUUUCUCAUAGUAGCAAUCACAUGAGUAGGAAGAGGUCACGCUUUAUUGUGGAUUAAAAGAACUUUCUGUAAAAGUAAAGUAUACCAGUCAUAGAGGCACUAAUUUGGCACUUUUUCUACAUCUUGAGCUUAAGUAUAUCAUUGCAUGUGUGAGUCCAUUAUUAAGUUGACUUACAAUUUGUACUGUAUUUUGAAUUUUAUUAAUGCACAGAUUCAAGUCCAUUUAUUUCUGAAUAUGUCUCUUAUAUUUGGGCACUGUCACACACAUUGGAAAGGGUCACCCUAUUAGGGUUUAAGUGUAUACACAUAUAAAUUGAGACUUAAAUUUAUCAAAUGGCUUAGUUAUAAUAAUUAGAGAGGAAUUAUAGAAAUGUUUGUUUUAAAAAGAGGGUAGAUUUUCACACUUUGUUCUAUUCAAAGCGGAAGUAACUCCACUGUCCACACUUCUACUAAAAAGCAGACUAUGUUCUCCUGAUAAUUAAAUAGAUAUUUCAACCUCUGUUUAUCCAGACUGUAUAUGAAAGAUGCAUACUGAAAAUCAAAAUUAUGUUAGUAAUAAAUGUAACUUGAACAUCAAGUCAAGAAACCUUUCAUUUUUCCUUAUUAAAAAUUAUUGUAAAUUGUUCUUUAUACCAAAGAAGAUUCACUGUUAUCCACUACAUAUUUUUAAAUUUUAUUUUCCAUAGUAGCUUCCAGAUACAUCAAAAUAAUUUCAUGCUAGGUGGAAACCUUUAAACUGUUGUUAAAGAAAGAAAGUGUUCAUUGACCCCUGUUACAGCAUGGUGGGGAAGACUUUAUUCAGGACCACUGCAAUGGGGUCUUGUGGUAACGGGGUAGAGAUUGGAUUUGACUCUGAACAAAACAUAGACAAGAGGGAGUUCAGAGCCAAGGAGCAGGGUGUGUGGGGGGGACUGGUCAAUAGAUGGAAAGUUACCAAGACAAAACACCAGGGGUAGGGAGCAUUCUGGCUGAAACAACCUAAUAGGGUUCUUACUAAAGAGAGGUCAGGGUGACCAGCCUUAAUAGGUGGUAGUGGUGGUGGGGGCUGCAUGAGGAGCUACUGAGAUUGGAGGGUCAUCAGAUAUUGGAGAAGGGGAGGAAGUAUUCUUGGCAAACUGACUUAGCAAGGCUCUUUGCCAAAAUAAGAUUUUACGUGGAAGUACAGAUGGGUCUAGCAGAAGACUCAGAAGCCUGAUUAAAGUUUGACCAAGCAAAAAAUUCUUUGUUACUGUGACAUUUAAAAAUUUCUUUGAAACCUUAUCUGAAAAAUAGGAUCAAUUUAACAAGUAAGGUAUGAAGUUUAGAAUCCAAACUUAUUUAGAUAUUCAUGUUAACUAAUUCUUUCCUUACUAGUAUACUGAAAAUCGGUCCUAAGUCCAGGUACAGACAAUGGUAACAUGGUUGACAAACGCUGGUUGAAUUUCUAAAGCCAUGCUUGUCAUUCUAGUAUUUCCAAUUAUUUGUCCCCAUUAGGCUGGCCCAAGAUUACCCUCUGUAGACUCAAGUCCUCACCAUAAAAAGGCAUUUUUAAGCAAAACAUUUUGAAAAAUGACUUUGGCUCUUUUACAGAAUAUUAAAACUAUCAGCCGGAAUGUGAACUCCCUGGUUAACUGGAAUCACACAGCACAGCUUUUUAAUACUGUUUUUCCAUGGAAAAAGCCCCUUUACUCUGAGGAAUUCCUGGUGUCCAGUAACUUAUGAAGUUCAAAGCAUUACUAAGAGGUGGGUAAUAUCAUCUCCAUAUGGAGCCAACAGGCAGCCUGAGGCAAGGAGAGUUCAAUUCCCUGGCAAGAUUCUCAGGCAGACAGCAACAGCAAAGCCUCAAGACCUGGCAGUUUGUCCGUAGUCCACAUAACAGAGGUGUUCAGAACAUAGGGCUCCCUUCUCCUAAGCAGUUUUGGCAAAUCACAAGAUAAAGGACAUCUCAAAUUUAAUACAUCAGUAUUUUUCAUGAAGGGGCAUUUCAUUAUUUAUAAACACUUUCAAUCACGCCCUCCUAUGAAAAUUGACAUAAGAAAUGCCAUCAGGACUGGGCCGACAUUGUGGUGCAAUGGGUUAAGCCACCGCCUGUGACUCUGGCAUCCCAUAUUAGUGCAGUUUAUGUCCCAGGUGCUCCUCUUAUAAUCCAGCUUCCUACUCAAGCACCUGGGAAAGCUUGGGAAGAUGGCCUAGGUUCUUAGGCGCCUGCCACCCACUUGGGAGACUCAGAUUGAGUUCCAUGCUCCUGGCUUCCGCCUGGCCUAGCCCUAUCCGUUGAGGCUGUUUGGUGAGUGAACCAGCAGAAGGAAGAUCUCUAUCUCUCUCCCUCUGCCUUUCAAAUAAAUAAAUAAAUAUUUUGAAAGAAAUAAGAGGGAAUACCAUCAGUAUAUGUUCCUGUGGGGUGGGAUUCAUUUGCUUUAAAGGUGUCCAGAAGGCUUGCUGGAGUGUUCUUUCCUUCCUUCUGUAACCUUCUUCAUCAAAUUCCCUCUGCUCCCAGCCCCUCUACCAGGAAAAAACUCAGCUCACCUCAGCAUUUUUCACUCUGUAUUUUUUAUGUGAGGGGACGAAAAGCCUUCAUAAAAGUGGGACUGCCAUACCAUGAUGGUUUAAAUAAGUGUGAGAUUUGUCCUAAACUACCCAACAAAUUACAAUGGUCCAUAUGUAGGCAAAGGCACAAUCUUACUUAAGCCCAGAUUUUUCCAGAGAGGCUUGUCCACAUAGCUAUCCACAUACAGAGGUAGAGACAGGAUCUUCUGCAUGGCCUUUUCUUAGCAUCACCUUUACUAGAAAAGGAAGAUUCUUUAUUUAGAUAAUUGAGCUAAAAAUGGAUUCUCCAGGGAUAAUUCUUCAACACAGAGGUAUUUCUAGAGCCCAUGUUUGAAAGUAAAGUGCUACGCUUUCUUCCAUCCCUGCCCUCACUCGGAUAGAGCAACCAAUUUUAGAGCAGCAAAGGAAACCUCAACCCAGGAGUCUGCAGAAGCUUCACAGCUCUCAAAGCUGCUCCCUGACCUGUCGGGACGAGCCUCAUUUCAAGAGGCUGCUGGCUUGGUGGUUUUUCUUGUUAAACUACAUGUCAUUCAUACCGCAGUUUUCUGCAGGUCCAGUACAUAGGACACAGAGGCAUCCUAGUUUAAAAACAAUAAAUAGAUAAAUAAGGGGGAAAGUAUUUCCUAGAGCUUGUUACUACACAAGCAGAAAGGUGUGAUCCCUUCUCUCACCCUUCAUAAGGGUUGCAGCUACCACUGCUCUAACAAAAGGCAGGUUCACAAGAGAAAUGUGUAACGAAUUUAUGUAAUCAGUUUUACAGACAUGUAAGCCUUCGGAAAUGAAGACUCAGAGGCCCCAGGGGGAAACUGUGUUCACGCCUACAUUUGGUAAAGACUGGACAGAUGUAUAGACAUGUGACUGGACAGAAGGUCGUAGAUUCAGCAGGGAAACCCAGUGAGGUCGUCCGUUGGGAUUCUUCCUGGCCUUUCUGUGUUGCAUUGCUUCCUCCUGGGAGUGGGACACUCCUAUACCAAAAGGCAGCUUAGCAACAGUAUUGGAUGACAAGUUUAUUAAUGGAGUCAAGAACUCCAUCCAGGUCUCCCACAUGGGUAGAGGAGUACUUGGAGCUUCCCAGGCGGUUUAGCAGGUAGCUGGACCAUAGAGAGACUAGCAGUGACUUGAACAGGCAUUCCUGAUGCCAUUAUCGCAAGUCAGGGCUUAUUCUGCUACACCAUAAAACCCACCCCUGGGAUUCCACUUUCUGUGUCUCACUCUAGGAGGGAAGGAGGGAUGGGAGACAGAAGGAUGGGAGAAGCUCAGGUAGAGUUGUCUGUGAGGCCUUGCUGUCUGCUGCUGUUGGAAGCGCUCAGCAUGCCAGAGCAGGAGCACCACACUCUGGAGUGCCUUGCUCUGAGCCCAGACAUAAUUACUUGGGCCUUUAUGCCAGUUGAAUGCUACUUUACCCUUGGAGUCAGAUGAUCUCUCUGGUUUCUCUCUAUGGUAACUAGGGCUGUGACUAGUAGCAUCACAAAAUAGCUAUGAUUUAUUGAAAGUUUUAGAGGGUUAAGAAGAAAAACAACCCUAAUUUUGUGAUAAAAUAGCCAAAGUUCAAUGCACAGUUAAGCAUGAACUUGACAAAGAAAAUAACCAAACAGAAAAAAAAAGUUGGGGAGGUGGAUAAGGGUUGAGAGGUUUUAUGUCCAGCAGUAUUUUCCUGUUGUAGUUUUUGAAAAUCUUAUAUUUCUCAUUAUGAUUCAACCAGUUCAUUCAUACAAUGUUUGACUAAGACAUGUAUCUGUAUUUCUCAUUUUGCACAAAAAGGGAGACAUUGAUAAAUAAGAUGUAACUAUUCAAGGUCUAAAAUACUAUGAUGUAGAAAAAAAUCAGAGGUAUGAAUAAAUCCUACAAUAUUUUGCCUAAGGAAGUUGCCAAUGAAGAAUACAUUUAACUGUCACUUUUUAUAGUGUGAAUAAAUAUUUUUCUUUCAAAAAUAA
Messenger RNA from Oryctolagus cuniculus (rabbit), 10810 nucleotides. RefSeq names its product synaptopodin 2 (gene SYNPO2). Gene Ontology annotation, biological process: positive regulation of actin filament bundle assembly. Gene Ontology annotation, cellular component: Z disc; nucleus; actin cytoskeleton. The record is from RefSeq and is a predicted model, not a curated record. Gene Ontology annotation, molecular function: actin binding. Lineage: Eukaryota; Metazoa; Chordata; Mammalia; Lagomorpha; Leporidae.